Molecule: messenger RNA, 290 nt
Organism: Pocillopora meandrina
Lineage: Eukaryota; Metazoa; Cnidaria; Anthozoa; Scleractinia; Pocilloporidae
Source: the annotation of a GenBank genome assembly
AUGUUUCUGAGGCCAGCCCAGCUUCAAAAGGGUGAGAAAGCUUUAAGAAAUGUUGACUUUCUAGACAACAUUGUCCCUCAGGACGAAGAACGAACGGUAGAAACACCAAAUUAGCAGUGUCAUAUGGCCCAAAAAAGCCCCAUUUAGUGCAGGUUUAAAUUUCGCAGUGGGUGGUUGGAAAUACUAGGACUUUUUAUAAUCUUCCAUCCAGUAACAAACUAACUAUGGCACAUGAUGUGCAAAACUAUUUCGCUUACACAAUCAAGAUAAUGAAACUUUCAAACCGUUAA